Molecule: messenger RNA, 5082 nt
Organism: Anolis sagrei ordinatus
Lineage: Eukaryota; Metazoa; Chordata; Lepidosauria; Squamata; Anolidae
Source: RefSeq, a predicted model, not a curated record
AUGCGUGCAUGUCUUCAUCACAAUCUGAGCAUCAAUGUGUUUGGCCAAGAUAUCUAUCUCUUCUUCCAUCAGCCACCCAUUUUUCAUAUGCUGGAAGGGCAGCCACUGAAACUGGGUUGGUGUGCAUGCCCCAAGACUUCUAGCUGGUGCUAUCAUUACACUCACCAGUGGGAUUGCCUGGUGACCCCACUUGGAAUACCUUCCAAGCAGUGUGCUUCGAGAGCACACAUUCAAGUGUGUGAUGCACAUGGAGCAUAUUACCACAUAACUUUACCGACAAAAGUACACGGCCCAUCAAAAGAUGUUUUUCUAAAUGAAUUACAAAAUUUAAUUAGUGGACCAAGAGAUCCAAUAACAGCUGUUCUGAAAAGUAGGGCUUACUUUAGGGCACUUUAUCUCAUCUACAUGGUGGCUUCUACUUUAAAUGAUAUAGAAGUUUCGCCAAGAUUUCAUUCCUCUAAGACUGAGCUGCGGGAACUCCUUCUAAACAGGUCUGCAGGAAUUCCAACUACAAGUGUAACGGAAGCAAAUUUAAUGAUCUCAAAUAUUUUUCAAAUAACACAUGAAGUUGCUGAGAUAAACAGAAAAUCGCAACUACUUGCAAUACAAAAAAUCAAAGAAGUUAUUGAGGAACUGAAAAAACAUGGCAACAAAGAUUUGAGACUGAAGGAAAGAGAGAUGCUUGGCACUGCUAUUCUUGCAGGAUUGUCCAAUGUACAGAAAGCGUCUUUGUUAGAACGCAGAAAUAUCCACAUCAAUGGAAUUAAGGAAACAAUUUAUAUGACCGAGAUAUUAGCAGAUCUAGUCUUACAAAGUAAAAUUCCAGAAGAAAAUGAAACGAUUAUGGAGGUCAAAGACUGGACCAUCACACUGAGAAAAAAUGAAAAAGGGGGUGUUUCUGACGCAUCUUCCAAGAGAAGAGACAGCAAGAACUACUUUUACUUCAAAAUGAAACAGGAGGAUAGCGACGAAUUAACUAGAGAUUCUGUAGUUUCCAUUAUUCUUUAUGAGUUUGAUAAUAAUCCUUUUCCUUGGUUGCCAUACGCCGACGAUAUCAACACAAUGAUAACUGGAUUCAAGAUGACAGGAACCAAAUAUAAUGGCGACAGGAUCGGGAUCGUGCCCGAUGUUGCUGAAAUGAUCAUGACUAGAAAAGACGAGAAAAAGGAUGCCACUUUUCAGGUCAUGAUCAGACAUGACAAAAAGCUCCAUAAAGCCACAGGAGAAUUUAGUAUUGAAGUACGUAGGCAAUCCAAAAACAUUUUUAUUCAGAUUGUGACAAAUAAGAAAGCUGUUUUCCAAGUCUUUAUAUAUCCAGGUCUCAAGGUCAACUGUGAUCCUAUAGCUUCUUUCAGUGUUUCCUAUAAUAAGAUGGGAAAUUAUUCUAGUGAUGAUGACUGUGCAUUUAAGGGUCCUUACAUAGUUUGUCUUUCCCAGACAUUGCUCAGAUCCAUAUUCCAAGAUAGCAGAGCAGACAAACGGAACAUCUCUGUGGUUUUGCAGUCAGACCCAUGGAACAGAGGUACCCGACUUGUGCACGUUCGGCUCUUUACUGCUGAGUGUUUGUACCUGGAUGGAGUUGAAAGUCAUUGGACAAACGACUUCUGCAAUCUUGGUCCUCAGACCAGCUGGCAAAAGGUGCACUGCAUCUGCAGAGGCAAAAAGCGUGUUUCAAGGUCUGCAAACCCUCAGCUAAGAAGAGGCUUCAGCCACAGCACCACAUUUUUGGCUGGGAAAAUAACAGCCUAUUCAAAUCCAGUAGGGAUAGAAAGGACCCAGCCAACUCAAAUACACCAAAAUCUAGUGAUACUACUAACACUCCUUUUCAUAUUUUUAUUAUCCAUUGUUUUGGCUAUUUGGGCCAUGAGAAAAGACAGGGCUGAUAUAAACAGCAUAGAGCAUACUAUAGUCUUGCCAGACAACGAUCCCUUUGAUAAAGUGUGCUAUUUGGUCACGGUAUACACCGGCAGCCGUUUGGGAGCAGGAACGACCGCUGAUGUUUUUAUUCAACUGACAGGAGAAAAAGCCGUCAGUGAUGUACAUUGCUUAAAACACCCCGAAUACUUUACUUUUUUCCGUGGGGCCAUCAAUACUUUUCUUGUGACUAGUAAAACUGACUUAGGAGACAUUUAUUGUUUUAGAGUCUGGCACAAUAACGAGGGUUCUUCCCCAAACUGGUUCUUGAGCAGAAUUAAGGUGGAAAACAUAUACACAAAGAAGUCUUGGAUGUUCAUGUGCCGGAAAUGGUUCGCUCUCGAUAAAGGUGAUGGCUUAAUAGAUAGGUCAUUUAUUGUUGCUCAUCCGAAAGCACCUUUACACAAACUUGAUUUUUUCAUGAUAGACUUUGCUAAUACUGUAGCAGACAACCACUUAUGGCUCUCCAUCUUUGCUCACGUCUGUACUGGUUCUCUGAACAGGCUUCAUCGAUUGUUUGCUUGUUUAACAAUAUUGUUAUGCAUCCUGUUUGUCAAUAUUAUGUUUUUCAGCGCUGAUGAGGAAGAGCAAAUGUUUUCUGAACAUAUACGAUAUUUGAGGCCCGUCUUAAUUGGAGUUCAAGGGGCUUUUAUUUCCAUCCCUUUGCAAAUGAUUGUAACAGCUUUUUUCAAAUAUUCUCAAGAGGAGCCUUCAGUGCAGAGUACAACUCAGGCCCUGCCUGCACAAUAUUCUGCUUUCAUGUUUGGAAAUCUUAGUAACUGGAAAGAGUGUCUGCAAAAAUGGUACCUUAUAGAAACUGCUUCAAAAGAUGUGGGAGAUCAUUUCCAGGAGUCACCUCCCAAGGCCUUAGACUCACAGAAACAAGAACCAUCUAAAACGAUAACAUGGAAACACACCGCUAAAAAUUGGACCAACUGCACAAUUCCGGAGGGUGAUGCAAAUGUAAUUGCAAUAGAAGAUGACAUGGUACAAGGUGCUAAUACUAACAACAAUGUAAAUAAUAAUUAUCUAGAGAACCACAAAUCAUCUCCCCAAACUAGACCACCCAAUAUUGCCAACAUGGUGUUCUGUAAAAGGCCACAAAUCAAAAUAUCCUGGUGGAAUAGAUACGUUCUAUGGAUAUUCGUUUUGGUCACUUCUACAUUAUCAACAUUUUUUAUCCUACUACAUGGCCUGACCUUUAACUAUGAAGCUUCGGUAGAGUGGUUGGUAGCCUCUGUUAUUUCACUGUGGGUGAAUGUGUUUUUGCUUCAAAUUAUGAAUAUUGCUAUUUUUUCAGCCCUAAAGACACUCUAUCCUAAAAACUGUAAAAGUCUUCAGUGGUCAAGCAAAGAGGCCUACUUAGAGAUUAAACUAAGUGACAUAAAUAUGGAUGCGGAUGAUAUGCGUGAAUUACAUUACGAUUUAGUAAGAAUGAGGGGCACCAAGCAGUACCAUUCCCUGGAAGACGAUGAAAUCACUAUUUUUAAGAAAAGGCAGAAAAUCCAACGCCAAGCCUUCGUUUUCAUAAAGGAUGUUGCGUGCCAUUUUGUCUUUUUGAUCCUUGUUUUGAACAUUGCUUACUCCAUUGAAAACACCACAAGCUUUUAUUACAACCAGGAUAUCCAUAAUAAAUUUUCAAAUGGGCUCUCGCAUGUCACUAAAGUAGAGGACAUUUAUGCCUGGUUAAGAAAAGUCUUUCUGCCCUUGAUUCACAAUGACGAACAACCGACCUAUCUUUCUGAGACUUGGUCCAAAAUCCUUGGUGUACCCAGAAUGCGACAAGUAAGGGCAAAACAUACGAAAAAAGAAUGUUUCUAUCAACAAAGUUUUGUACAUAAAUUUGUGAUUAGUAAAAGCCAUUGUCUUCAUAAAUAUGGCUUUGACAGAGAAGAUCAACGAGACUAUCUUGGGUCCUGGACACUCCCAGCCGAUAAAUCUGUUUCUGAUAGUUUCACCAAUAUUUCAGGCUUCACUUAUCAAUCAGUUAGUGAUCCAUGGAAAUAUAGUUCAUAUGGAGAACUAAACACAUACGAAGCAGGAGGCUACACGUUUAAUUUUUACUCAGAAGAAAAUUUGCGGAAUUCAACAAAAAGAAUCGAUAUUUUAGAAGAGAGCAAUUGGCUUGAUGAAGAUACUUGGGCACUAAUUGUGGAGAUGACGACUUUUAAUUCAGAUGUAGACUUAUUUUGCAGUAUAUCAGUUAUAUUUGAGCUUUCUUAUUUGGGCCCUAUCAACACAACCUUGUGGAUCCAUUCAUACAAACUGCCAAUCUUCAAGGAGCUAAGCAAGACAGAAAAGUUUGUUUAUGUCGCUGUUGGUUACAUGCUCGUCUUUUAUAUUAUUGAUGAAUGUUACGUGGUGGAACGGCAAAGGCAAAAAUACAUCAAAACGGUCUCAAAUUUAAUUAAUUUGGGAAUAAAGGGUGUGUGCUUAUUCUUUCUCCUGCAACUUGCAUUCAAAUUUCAGCUGGCUACUGACAUAUCCGAGUUGCAUUUACUUCAGCCAGGUGAAUUCAUUCCAUUUCAUAAAGUUUCUCAUGUUGAUCGAACACUACGGAUAACAUUGGGGUUUUUGGCUUUCCUCAUCGUUUUGAAAACUCUCCGCUAUUCCCGAUUCUUUUACGACGUGCGUUUGGCUCAACGAUCCAUCUUAGCAGCCCUUCCUGGCAUUUGUUCCAUGGCUUUAGUGGUGGCAGCGUACUUUUUUGUAUACAUGACCUUUGGCUACCUGGUAUUUGGCCAGUAUGAAUGGAACUACAAUACCAUGACUCAUUCUGCUCAGACUGUGUUUUCAUAUUGUGUUUCAGCUUUUAAAGACACUGCCUUUGAGUCCAACCGGGUGCUGGGCGGUCUCUUUCUAGCUUCGUUCAUGAUGGUCAUGAUCUGUGUUUUGAUCAAUUUAUUUCAAGCCGUGAUAAUGUCUGCUUAUGAGGACAUGAAGCAGCCUGUCUAUGAAGAACCUUCAGAUGAAGCAGAGGUGGUAAAUUUUCUGUUUAAUAAGCUUCGCAGGAUAUGUUUUUUUAUAACCUGCAGGAAAGCAUCUACGGCUGAUACAGAACUUUUCAAUCGAGUUCUGUUUGGGCAUCCAGAGAGAAGAAAUAAGCAUCACCUGGGCCUCAAAGCUAGAAAAGUAAAUGGCCGGAAAAUAGUUUAUCUUGUCAUAUAA